CAUGGCACCCCAAACCCAAUAUCAUCACCACAGGUACCUUCUUUGAUCUUUGAGACGUUGUCACGUGCCACCCACAAGUACCUUGUGCCACUGUCAUGUAUUCCAGCCACGAUUUCAUCCAAUUGGGCAGUUGAAACUGAAAGAAAACUCCCAAGUGAGAUGUAUAAAACAGACUCUUGAGGUUGAGAAUCUAGCCAUUUGAAAUAGUCAGCUCCAUCAGAAUGAGUUUGAAGCUGUAAGUGAGGUAUGCUGGGUCCAAUAGGGUACACUGGAAAGGGAAACUUGGCCUUUAAAGUGUCAAAGACUUGGGAUUCAAGCUCGUAGACUGAGGUGGACAACAAGAAUUGUGCCUUGGAAACCCUAGAAGUAGCUUCCUUGGCUAUGUUUAAGACCUUUCGCCCUUCCCCAUCGAAAAUCGUGGGAAGAUCUUCAACGCGAAUCGUAGGGAUCCCGGGAAAAAAGAAACGCUUUGGCAAUGAGUCUAUUUGGAGUUCGAAAAUGAGGUUUCCUACAUGAUUUUGAUUAGAUUUUUAGGGUUCAUAUAUGUUCUUGAGCUUCAAAAUAGCUUUUUAGUAGGGUUGUUGAUUUAGUGGCCAAUUUGGUGUUGAUUUCGGGUGACUUCAAGAGUAAUAUUGGAGGUGGGUAAUCUUUAAAUUUUAUUUAUUACUAUCGCAACAUUUAUUUAUAAAAUUAUAGUUAAAUCAUGCAUAUAUUGAAUUUAGUAAAGUAGGUUAUGGGAAUUUUGCGUGUUGACGGUGAUAUAAUGAUAGAAUUAUGUGUGUUAAUUUUUGUGUAUGUUUGUAUUGAAUUUAUAGGUAAUUAUGAAAUUGGGAUAUGCUAUAAAAACAAAGGAAACUAUGCCAUUUUUUUUUUGGAUUUUAUGAAUUGUUUUCAUUUUUAGAUUUGCACAUCAUGUUGGGAUAUUCUAUGUGUUAUUUACAGGUUUUGAAAUUUUGGGAUAUGUUAAAAGCAAUUGUUAUGUUGCCGAAAAUUUUUUAGACUUCGAAAAUUUAAUAAUUAAACUUCUAUUAUGUUGGAUGUCUUAGAAAAAGAACUGGGAGUAGAAGAAAUUGUAGUGUUUUAAAGUAAAGUAAAGUAAGUGUUGUUAUAAGUUACUAAUUAAAUCAAUCAUUGAUUUGUUUUGUAGAAUGAACUAAAAAACAAAGUUAGUAGUAGUCAAAUCGUCGCUAAGGGUUGGGAUGAUAUCUUGCCAAAGUUAGUAGUAAGCCUAUUUUGUUUAUAAGUUCGUUUAGUUCUAAGUUUAGUUUUAUGUCAAUGUAUUAAUGCUUAGGCUAUCUUACUUAAGUACUUAUAUCAAUGUAUAAAUGUCUAUUGUACCUAAAUACUUAUAACAUUGUAUAAAUGAUAGAGUUUUUUGUUUUCAUGUCUCUUUUUAACUUGUGUCCAUCCUUAUGGAUGACAUUUCUAAUGAAUGGAAGUUAACUUAAUUUCAUUAUAAAAAAAUAGAAUUAAUUCCAAUUGAAAAUAUAUAUAAAUUUAAAAUUAGGCCAAUAAAAAAAAACAAGAAUUAAUAUCCAAUUUUAUUAAAUUUGAUUAAAAAAAGAAGGAGACUUUCUACUUCAGUUUUUAUGUAUAAACUAAAAUAGAAAGUAGGGAAUCUACUUCAGUUUAUACAUAAAAAGAGAAGUAGAAAGGUUUAUAUAGGUCACACACUUAAUUGUUCAAACAUUUCUAUUUCGCUUUUUAUGUAUAAACCGAUGUAGAAACCCUACUUUCUACUUCGGUUUAUACAUAAAAACCGAAGUAAAAACCAUACUUUCUACUUCGGUUUAUAUAUAAAAACUGAAGUAGAAAGUUCAUUUUCCACUUCGGUUUUUCACCACCUUUUACUUCACCCCGAACUACUUCGAUUGCGAAUUUAUGCGAAAACCGAAGUAGUUCCACCUUAAAAACCGAAGUCGUAGCCUAUUUUUCUUGUAGUGAUAUUUUCAGUAUGGUGAAAGCUAUAAUAUUAGCAUAAUUCACUCUCUAUCAUGUUCAAUAUAUAUAAUAAUUACUUUAUUCAUUUUAGUUUUAUAUACUAAUUAUAUAUAAUUUUAUUAUAUUUACAUAAUAUUAAAUAUAUCAUAUACUAAAAUAUUAGUAUAAAUAACUAAUAUUUUAUUUUUAAUGUAGCAUGUAUAGAUAUAUAGUUAACCUAUAAGGAUAGAGACUGUGAUAUUCUAGAAGCUUGCUCUUCGCAAGUUAGUUUACUUGCGCCUAAGGCCACCUGCCAGGUUGCCCAAACUGUUCGUAUAAAUUGGUUAACUACUUUCUUGUGUUAACUGCUUUCUUGAUAGCAUUGAACUUAGGCGAGUUCCAAGAAAAUAGUAAGUGGUCCCUUUACAAGGAGUGUGUGCUUUGUGACUACAAGAAAAAACAGCUUUUGCAGCGAAAGUAUUUGCAGCGUUAUAAAUUUACCACAAAUAACUGUUAUAAUAAAUGCCAUGGAUUUGAAAUUUUUUUUGCAGUGAAUAAAUCACCGCAAAUAAUGGAAAGAAAAGGCGCGAAAUACUCGUGUGUGCAUUAUUUCAGGGGGUAACUGCAUACUUAUUUGCGGCGAAUAAUAUGCUGUAAAAAAGUUGAAAAGUCACGAAAAACAUGGGCAAAAAGUUUGGUGGGAAAAGUUUGCGGGCAUUAUUUAGCUUAAUAUUAGCGGCGAAACUUUUCGCCGCAAAUGAAGAUAUUUUUAAGGGUUUUAGUGGAACGGCAGUGUUUUCCUGGUUACUGAUUAAAGUCAUUUAUUUGCGGCAAACAGGUAGGGUAUAUGUGGCGAAAAUUUUCGCCGCAAAUAACUUCCUCGAUAUAUUUUCCAGACCCCCUUCUUCUUCCUCUUUUCUGUCUCUCUCUCUCUCUCUCUCUCUCUCUCUCUCUCUCUCUCUCUCUCUCUCUCUCCUAUUCGAUUCUCUGCAACUCCAACCUCCCAUCCCCCAACCGCGGCACCUCCAAUCCCACUCGACCCCAGCCGACCCCACCCCAACCCCACCUCGACCCCAUGGAACGUCAUUUUCUCUGUGUAUCCCUAAAAAAUUCUUUAAAAUGCAUUUUCUUAAAAAUCCAAAAAAAAAAAUCUCACUGUCACUUCCAACCACGACCUUGUGCUCCUCCACCACGACGAUGACGACAACGACUAUUAACUUAGGUAUAUUCACUUCCUCAAUUUUUUUAUAUAUUUUUUGUAUCCCAUUUUAUUUCGUUGUCGCCACCACAAUUGCGACGAUGCCGGAGCAAUGCUGCAACUCUAGAGAAAUUGCCACCACCACCUCGCCGCCGCUUAUACAUCUUAGCCGAGUAGACGUCGCACGCUCUCAUGGUGGAGAUGCAGGUUGUGAUCCUCUCCCUGAUCCUACUAGGAUCCCUUCAUCUUGUGAGUCAGGGCAUGGAGGAGGAAUGGGCCAGGAACUCGAAAAGGUGAGGCGCAAAGUUGGCAAACCACCUCUAAUAACUUUUGACCCAGACACUUAUAAGUCAUUGGGUAAGCAUGGAACAUGGUUCACACGUUUAGUCAGAAAUACCGUAACUAGCAAAUUACCACCAUAUUUUCUGAAUUGGAAAUCAGUGCCUGAUCAAUACAAACAAUUGCUUUAUACCAAUGUAAAUCAUUAUUUUGAUAUAGCAAGGCGACCAGACUAUGAUCAUAUUAUUGAGGCUAUAGAUGAUAAUGUUAUCGUCAAAUAUCGUGAUAGGAAAACGCGUAGAAAGACACACUUCAAGAAAGUUUAUGGUGGUGAUAAGAACUUUGAGAGGGCCCUCAACAACCCCCACAGUGGUGUUAAUGCUGAAGAUUGGAAAUAAUGCAUUGACUUAUGGUUGGAUGAGAAAUCAAUUAAAUAGGCCGAAAAGAAUCAGGCCAAUAAGGAUAUAAUGAAGUAUCCUUCUACCCAAGGAUUGAAGUCGUUCGUGGCAGCCCGUCACGAUAGAGUAAGUAACAAAAAAAUUAUUAAUUUUCUUUAUUAAUAAAUUAUUUAUCUAAUAAGUUAUUUUUUUGUCAAGUGAAUCCGGAAUCUGGGAAUGUACUGGGUUACAUUGAAAGUUUGAAGCAAUUCCACACCCGCAAAGAUAAAGAAGAAUUCGUCAAUGAGUAAGUGAGAACAGACUAUGUAAGAAUUAUCUUAUUGUUUGACCUUAAAAUCACUAUAGUUUGGAUGUAUUACUGAUAUUUUUCUGUAAAAAAUAGGAAAUGAUGUACAAAGAUUUUGAAGCGCAGAGCCAACAAGUCAUGUCUUCUAUUUCUGAUGAAGGAAGCACGGUUGAUGAAAGGAUGAUCAUGAGAAAAGUGUUGGGUGAACGUACUAGGCAUGAACGAGGAGUUGGUCGCACAUUAAAGGGGAAAAAAGCCUCCAACAGUUAAUCUCAAGCUCGGGCAUAGUCAUUGUCAUACACCCAACCUGUUCAAUCCAAUGAUAAUAAUAGCAUGAUGGGACAGACGAUGACUAACUUGCUGAGACACUACAAAGUAGAUAUUGAGUUCCUGUCUCAGGGCCUUCCUCCUGAAUCCCGCCUACCACCUCAAAACAAUGAGAUCAGAUAUGAAGUAACUCAAUGGUGAGAGAUGUAUGCAGCUACACCUUCACAUGCUCCAUUACUGCCUCCAUAUAUGUUCGGAGAUGAUGCGCCUACACAUGUUCCCCCGCCAGUCCCGUCUCAAUCUACAUUUAGAAAUGACGUGUCUUCGUCAGCACCUCUGCCACGAUCUCCACCGCCCUUGAUCAUUCAGUUUCCAGAUGACAGUGACGAUGAUGAUGCAAUCAACUUAGGAUAGAUUAUAUAGUUAUGUAAAUAAUAAUGUUUAUUUGUUUUAAUAUUAUUAAGACAAUUAUUAAUAUUAGAUUGUAUGGUCUUUUUUCUUAUCAAUUAAUGGAGACUACAAUUCUAAUUAUAAAUUUUAUUAUAUAUUAAAUUUGAUUUUUUUCAAUUUUUUUUAUUUCUCUUAUAAUAUUUGUGGCGAAAAUAUAUUGUAUUUGUGGCGAAUUGUUCGCCGCAAAUAAGAGUCAUAUAAGACACAUCAACCAUUAUUUGCAGCGAAUAAUAAGAUUAUUUGUGGCGAAAUAUUUUAAAUUUUCACCGCAAAUAAAAAUCAAUUACAACAAAAUCUAGAAUUAUUUGCAGCGGUAUUUUCACCGUAAAUAAUGAGGUUAUUUGAGGUAGACAUUUUUUUGCCGCAAAUAAUAGUAUUUACAAUAAUUUUUUGUGGCGAAUUAUUGAGGUAUUUGUAAUGGAAUUGAUCGCCACAAAAAUCCUAAUUUUUUGUAGUGUGUGAGGAAGAUAUUAUCUUGGAACCUUGGCUUAUGAGUUUGAGAGUGAUGUAAUCUACUUCAAUUUUUUGUCUUUCCCUUUUAUUGUUUAUCACUUUAUUUAGAAUUCUUCUGUAAUUUUAGUUUUUUUCUUUGCACAUACUUGCCCAAGUUUCUUUUGGUUGGAUCAAUUAUUGUCACUCACUCAAAAAAAGUUGACUAAAGAGCCGUUUCCUUGUUGCUCAUUAUUAAUUAGCCCCUUCCUUUUUUCAAAGUGAGUAUCUUCUUUAUUAUUAUUUUUUUUUUAAUUUUUAUUUAUAGCCCUCCUUUUCAGUUUGACAUAUUAAAAAAGAGAAAACAAUUACUACUUUUAUCCAAUGAGGACCACGCAUGCAUGGCAGACAAAAGAUCGAAGUAUAGUACAAACCGUGAUACUCUACCGACCCACUAAAUUUUUUUCUAUUCUGAAUCAAUUUUAUGAAAAAAUAAAUAACACCAUAACCAUCACUGUUGUAGUAAUUUAUAUAAGUUUUUAUUUAUAUUAUUUUAAUUAAUUUUGUUUUAAAUUUUAAUAAACUGUCUAUUGAGUUUUUUAUUUAUAUUAUUUUAAUUAUUUUUUUCAUAUUUUAAAUUAAAUUUUAUUUAUACUUUGUUAAUGUCUAAAUAAUUUUUAAAUAAAAAAUAAACUUUUUCAAAAAUUUAAGUAUUUAAAUAUUUAGAUGUUAAUAUAACUUAAGUAUUUUAAUCGUCAAUUUCUUAUUUAGUUACCGCCACAUCAACAAUUAAUACAAAACUUAACAAUAUGUACUGCCAAUUUUUUUGAAAUUAUGUGUAUUUACUAUAAAAUUUUAAGUAUUUAAGUACUUGAAAAACAAUAAAACAAUUUUUUUUAAAAUAUUAAGUAUUUUAGUUGUGAUUUAAUUUAAUAAUAAUAAUAAUAAUAAUAAUAAUGCACGCUCAUUAAUACAUUUCAACAUUGUCUUAAAAGAUGCUUAAUUAGCACCAUGAUUCAAAUAUAUUGUUACCUGAAAAUUAUGUCAGGUAUGGUUUUGUCUUUUUUGGUAGAAAUGUUUUUUUUUUUUUAGGAAUGGUAGCAAUGUUUUAAAUUUGUUGUAACUUAAUUAUUUUGGUAUGAAAUAAAAAGAGUAAAAAAAAAAGGUCAUUAUGGUAGAAUUAAUAUACGCACGCAUACCUGAUAGAUCGAUUGGGAAGUGACCGUUUUGCUCGACAAGCUCAAAAUGACGGAGCACCGAAAACACCGACGCCGACAUGGGCCAAAGCGAAGCCA
Molecule: messenger RNA, 6522 nt
Organism: Humulus lupulus (European hop)
Lineage: Eukaryota; Viridiplantae; Streptophyta; Magnoliopsida; Rosales; Cannabaceae
Exons: 6
Coding region: 2602-3795 (397 amino acids)
Source: RefSeq, a predicted model, not a curated record